This is a messenger RNA of Misgurnus anguillicaudatus (oriental weatherfish), 2269 nucleotides long. RefSeq names its product mitogen-activated protein kinase 14a (gene mapk14a). The record is from RefSeq and is a predicted model, not a curated record. Lineage: Eukaryota; Metazoa; Chordata; Actinopteri; Cypriniformes; Cobitidae. Gene Ontology annotation, molecular function: ATP binding; MAP kinase activity. Gene Ontology annotation, biological process: protein phosphorylation.
UUCCUUUCCUGUGACUUUCAUUUGUAUUAGCAAGCAGGGAGAGACGCACACGGGAUAGCGCGUGAAAUCACCGCGACCCGGAACCGAGCAACUUUCCAGCACUCACAUUCCAAGCAUAUCUGGAUCCACUGGCAUGAAUUAAUCUCACGGAGUCGAUUUGUUUCGAGCAUACGCGUGCAUGCUCGACCCGAUAAGGUUGUUUACUACUUUAAAUCGUGUUGAUUUUUGCACGACAGCUCAACUGCCUUGAAUCACAGGCGAAGCGAGGAAAAGCAGAAGUGUGUGAACUCGCCCCGGGGGCUCGUUCUGCAGGCAUGUCGCAGAAAGAAAGACCCACUUUCUACCGACAGGACGUCAACAAAACCAUAUGGGAGGUCCCAGUGCGCUAUCAGAACUUGUCUCCGGUCGGCUCUGGUGCAUAUGGAUCCGUUUGCUCAGCGUAUGAUGAAAAAACUGGGUUGAAGGUGGCUGUUAAGAAGCUGUCACGGCCAUUUCAGUCCAUUAUCCACGCCAAACGCACCUACCGGGAAUUACGGCUACUCAAGCACAUGAAACAUGAGAAUGUAAUCGGCCUUCUGGAUGUUUUUACACCUGCCACCAGCCUAGAUGAGUUUAAUGAUGUGUACCUGGUGACUCAUCUUAUGGGCGCUGACCUAAAUAAUAUUGUAAAGUGUCAAAAGCUGACCGACGAUCAUGUACAGUUCCUUAUUUAUCAGAUCCUGCGAGGACUUAAGUACAUCCAUUCGGCAGACAUCAUUCACAGGGACUUAAAACCCAGUAAUCUGGCAGUAAAUGAAGACUGUGAACUUAAGAUCCUUGACUUUGGUCUGGCUCGACACACAGACGAUGAGAUGACGGGGUAUGUGGCCACAAGGUGGUACCGUGCACCAGAAAUCAUGCUUAACUGGAUGCACUACAACAUGACAGUGGACAUUUGGUCAGUGGGCUGCAUUAUGGCUGAGCUGUUGACAGGCAGGACUCUGUUCCCUGGCACAGAUCACAUCGAUCAGUUGAAGCUCAUUAUGCUUCUAGUUGGAACUCCUGGACCUGAGCUUUUAAUGAAAAUAUCAUCCGAGUCUGCUCGUACUUACAUCAGUUCCCUUCCUCACAUGCCCAAGAGGAGUUUUGCUGAUGUCUUUAUUGGGGCUAAUCCACAAGCUGUGGACCUUCUGGAGAAGAUGCUAGUUUUGGACACAGAUAAGCGCAUCACAGCUGCUGGGUCUCUGGCACACCCAUACUUUGCCCAGUACCAUGACCCGGAUGACGAGCCUGAGGCUGAUCCAUUUGACCAGAGCUUUGAGAGUCGCGAGCUUGAUAUUGAAGAGUGGAAACGUUUGACUUAUGAGGAGUUAAUAAGUUUUGAACCGCCAAUCCUUGAUGGAGAUGAAAUGGAAUCUUGACCUUUUCUGCUGGAUGGCAAUCAAACCACCUUUACUACUUUUACAGUAAUGCUGUAAUUUGCAGUAUUCUUAUCAGCCAGUCAGUAUGACUUUCGUCCUUUCAUUUAUUUUGCCCUUUCACUUUUAUCUUUAGUUUUAAAUGUUGUCUGCCGAAUUUGCAAGGCCCAAAUAGAAGGAACAUGUGUAAUGAUAAAUCAUUAUAUUACAACGUAAAUCUUUUCAAAUUUGUAAGUGUGGUAGAAUUAGUGUACACCACUAGAUUAUCAAUUUUUUUUACUUGGGUCAGUUUUACAAUGUAUAACAUUUAUGCAAGUCCAAAUGCAAAUGUAAUAUUUCCCUGAACUUAAGUUUUCUUUAGUUGUGCUGUUAUGAUUUUUUUAGUAAACAAUGUAUCAUGUUUGCAAUAUAUUAAGUGGAUUUGUUAUCUAAUAAGCAUUAUUACAACAUACAGUUUGCCCCUCAUGAAUCAAUUUGAUAAAAAUUGGACUGGUAUGAAAAUUUUGUUUUGGGUAUUGGUGAUAUAUUCAUGUUAUUUGUAAAUACAAGUUUCAGUUUCAUGCAGGUGUUUUUCUGAACUUUUUCACAUCUUUGUGUAUGUCUGUUAAUGGUUAAAGAGUGUGUGUCUGUGUGUGUGAAAUAAGUUGCUACUGCUGUAUGGAAUCUACAAGUUUGAUUCUGACCUAAGUAGCAAUUUUUAAAAUGUUAUUAAUUGAAACCAGAGUAAGAUAUUUAUAUACUGUUAAGGAGGUGAUAUUUAUGAAUUUAAAAGGCUGCAUAUGUCUUUAGCACCCGUAUCAGACUUAGAAAACAUGGAAUUAAACACACCAUUGUUUACUGAAAAUAAAGGCCGGUAUUUUUCAGAAACCUAA